GCCUUCGCAUGAUUUGUGAAAAUUUUUAUGAAUCAUUUUACUGUCCUCUCCGGAUAAAAACAAACGUAAACAUCACACACACAUUAGCAACAGAACAGUUGCCGGUUAUGUGACAUCGUCAGUUCUCUUCUGAUAGUAGACCAACAUACAACUGAUACCAGCUGUAUUACGAUGAGUAAGUCAGAGCCGCGAUACUGUGUCAUCGGUGCUGGAGUGGCUGGAUUGUGUGCUGGCAAAUGUGCACUACAAGCUGGGGGACAAGUUGUGAUUUUCGAACAAACGGACCAAAUCGGUGGUACUUGGGUGUACACCGAUGCGACCGGGAAAGACAAGAAUGGUUUGCCGAUUCACAGCAGCAUGUACGAAGGACUGUGGACGAACCUUCCGAAGGAGGUCAUGGGUUUUCCGGAUUAUGAAAUGCCCCCACAAGAUCGGUCCUACAUUCACUCGAGCGAGGUGUUACAGUUUGUACAAAAUUAUGCAAAUCAUUUUGGUGUGGUGAAGCACAUACAGUUUGAACAUUCGGUUGAACAAGUGAAGCCUUUCGGGAACGAUCAGUGGGAAGUCCAAGUCAGAGAUCUUAGACGGAAUGAACGUGAAACGUUGAUAUUUGACUACGUGUUGGUUUGUAAUGGUCAUUAUUUUGAACCAGUGAAACCAAAUUUUGAAGGAAAUGAUCUGUUCCAAGGUAUUCAAUUGCACAGUCACGAGUAUCGUAAACCAGACAUUUUUAAGGAUCGAAAUGUUCUACUGAUCGGAGCUGGCCCUAGCGGCAAAGAUCUAGUUUUUGCCGCUGCCCCUCAAGCCAAUAAAGUCUUCUUCAGUCACCACGUUCCAGAUAAACUGAAAGACAUGCGAUUCCCGGCCAAUGUUGUGCAGGUCCCCGAUGUAACUCGACUACAUCAAACUCAGGUUGAAUUUGUCGACGGAUCCUUUCAAUCGGUUGAUCUCAUUGUCUACUGUACGGGAUAUCGCUACAGUUUCCCGUUCUUGCACGAGUCGUGCAAAAUCGAAAUUGACAAUAACUGGGUCAAACCGCUGUACAAACACAUUCUAAACAUCAAUCAUCCAACGAUGGCCUUUAUAGGAAUUCCUUAUUAUGUUUGUACGACAUUGAUGUUCGAUCUGCAGGCUCGAUUUGCACUCGAGUACUAUUCGGGCCGGAAACCACUUCCAACCCAGACAGUAAUGGUUGACGAUCAGAACACUGAAAUGGAAGCUCGUUGGGUACGAGGUUUGAAGAAACGGCAGGCGCACAUGAUGGGCGGUACCGUACAGGCUGCAUACUACGAUGACUUGGCAAAAACAGCCGGUAUUGAACCGAUUCCACCGGUAAUGGCAAAAAUGCAUAUAGCGAGCAACUGGAGGAAGAAUGAGGAUUUGCAAAACUACAGGAAGGAUGUGUUCCGAGUGUUGGAUGCGGAGAAUUUUUAGAUUAUCUAUGCUGGCGACAAACCGACGAUUCGUGAAGGGUGAAAUCCAGGUGGUGAGAUUCCGCAUUUGGAAGCGAAAGGAUUUGCUUGUAUAAAAGGUCGGUUCGCUUGGUUACAUAAUGUAGCUCCUGGACAUUGUUACACAAGGAUUUUGAUUUUUGUUGAU
Topomyia yanbarensis is the source of this 1599-nucleotide messenger RNA. Its product is annotated as senecionine N-oxygenase-like. NCBI's taxonomy places the organism in Eukaryota, Metazoa, Arthropoda, Insecta, Diptera, Culicidae. The transcript is spliced from 3 exons. The record is from RefSeq and is a predicted model, not a curated record. The coding region runs from base 172 to 1434 and encodes 420 amino acids. Gene Ontology annotation, molecular function: N,N-dimethylaniline monooxygenase activity; NADP binding; flavin adenine dinucleotide binding.